Scophthalmus maximus (turbot) is the source of this 2374-nucleotide messenger RNA. RefSeq names its product interleukin 11a (gene il11a). Lineage: Eukaryota; Metazoa; Chordata; Actinopteri; Pleuronectiformes; Scophthalmidae. Gene Ontology annotation, biological process: positive regulation of cell population proliferation; positive regulation of MAPK cascade. Gene Ontology annotation, cellular component: cytoplasm. Gene Ontology annotation, molecular function: cytokine activity; growth factor activity. The record is from RefSeq and is a predicted model, not a curated record. The transcript has 5 exons. The coding region runs from base 401 to 1003 and encodes 200 amino acids.
UUGGACUUACCACACUCGCAUCCCUCUCUCUGCAGAUCUGUUGCCUCUCUCUCUCUCUCUCUCUCUCUCUCCCUCUCCCUCUCCCUCCAAACUGCCUCAGCCCUCCAUCAAGACUACAGGGGCUCAUCUCAAACUCCGCUUAGGACAGAAAAAGUUUGACGAGAUUGACUUUUACCUUUUCUCUUCUCCCUGACUUGUGACAGAGCUCCACGCACCCGCGCGCUCUCUCAUUCAUCCUGUCCUGACAACUUUCCUCCUCAGCCUCUGACUGAAGAGUGCGAAGACGAGACCGGAGCACGUGACAGUUUCCGGAGUUCAAUUGACUUGUUCGUCUUUCUAUUUAUUUAUUUAUUCUACGUUUUGUCCGCUGGUUUUUCCAAACUCUUGGAUCGAAACCAAUAUGAAAUUGCUGCUCGACUCCUCCUCAUCACUCCUCUUCUCGCUGCUAUUGGCUCAGCUGCCUGUGUUUACUUCUGCCACUCCAGUACCACACCGGCGGCCCACUGACAUGGAUAAACUGUCCAAUCAGACCAAAAAGCUAUUGAAGCUCACCCAAGAACUGCUGAAGGAGCCUGCAUUUAAGUCAGACGUGGAGCCCCACAGGUUCAGGUCUCUGCCAGAAAUGAGCAACAGAUCAGCCAAUGACCUCAACAAUCUUGAGCUGAAGCCCACACUCUCUCAGCUGCACGCUGACCUGAAGCUGUAUGAGCACCACUUUGAGUGGCUGAACAAGGUUUCAAAGAAGCACCAUCACUCCGCAAUGCCCAAACUGGUGGAGAUGAUCAAAGAAAUGAAAUCACUCAUCAACCUGCUGCACGGCCAGAUGGUGAGAGUGGAAGCACCAAGGCUGACCCCAGCGACCCCUUCUCUCCCCCCUCACCUCCCCUAUCAGUUUGAUGUCAUGCAGUCCAGUCAUGAGCUUCUUCAACACUUCAAGCUCUUUUGUGAUUGGGCAUACAGAGCAUUCAUCAGCCUCAAACCAAAAGUCACUGCAGUACAAUGAUGAUCCACAAACCAUUUGGCUGCAGAGCAAUGAGGAUACGUUGAAUCCCGCCUCAGCCAUGUCAGUGUGCACUUCAGUCAAUAGCAUCCCUUAAUAGGCCAAAACGUCAACCAAGUGACAUGUGUGUUGAAGAAUGUGUGUUUCCAUCAGAGCCAAUGAGGAUGCACUGAACUGCAGCCAGUUACGACCAUCAAGAUUCCCCAUUAAAGCAAACAGCCAGUUUAACUAUGAUGAUCAUGUAUGUCAUGAUUCCCCAAACAUUCUCCUAAAGGCCUUGUUCAUGACCAUGUUAUUUAUGUAUUUAUUUAUUUAUUGACUGUUAGUAAUUUAUUUAAUUUUAUUUAUUUGACGUUGUAAUGUGUCACUCUCAUCCUAAUUUCUGUAUUACCGUGAAUUUAUUUGCCCACAUCUCUGUAAUCUUUCUUUUUGUCGUGUGUCUCACUGAUCCUCAAGACAAACACAGUAGCACUUCCUGAACCUAUAGCUCUGAUAAUUAUUUUUUGUUUAAAACUAAUUUAAUUUUGCAUAUGUGUAUUUCGUCAGCAGAUAAUUCUUCCAGUAGAUGUAGCAUACAUUUUGGAUAACCAAAGUUGUCACUACCGCUCACUUACUGUGCCCUUAAAGUAAACAUUUUAGAAGAUUUAAUUUCAUCUUCUAACAAAGUAAAAUGUGUCACACAUUAACAUAUCAAGUGGUGGCCUAUCAAAUUGUUUUGAUUUGUAAAUGUCAGGAUGCUAGUCAAAGUUUCUAUUUUUGAUGCCUUUUUUUUUGGCGUUCUGCAUGAGGAGGCAUAUUUAAUGUUGUGGUAAACUUGUAUGAAUGUGCCCUGUUGCUGAGCACUGAUGGACCUGAUUAGAUUCUUUGCACAAACUUGUUAGGAUUAGCCUCUUGGAUGAGUGAGUCGGCUGAUUUUGAUCGUGCGCUUUGGGGUAGAAAAGUUUUUUUAGCUUUGUUUUUAAGUUAAACACUCAAAGCCUUAAAAUACUAUGUAUUGUGACACAAUGUUCUGUACAGGCAUGCAUAAAUUUACAAGAAUGUAAAUGGUUGUAUACAGUGCUUUGUUUAUUAUGUUGUUUUCUACAAUAUAAUGUAGAUUACUUUACCAAUUUUAUCACUAUAAUGUCCAUUCCUAUUCUAGUAUUUGUUACAGUAUUGACUAUUUAUUUAAGUAAACUUGGUGGAACUAUUUAUUUUGUGCUGUAGCGGAGCAAGACUCCGAUCUUUUUGUACUUUUUAUACAGUUUUUAUUCCUAAUUACGUUUAUUAUAUCAUUGUGUUUAAAUUAUUGUUGUACCAUCAAGUUGCCUCUUCCACACACUGAUUGGCCUCAAUGUGAAAUACGUGCCUUGGUGAAAUAAAUUCUUAAGAAUG